AUGGAUGACGGAGAAGACGACGAUUUCUAUGCGCCUACUGAGACGGUGCAUGUCAACCAUGCGCCCAAUAAUGUCCAUGAGCCAGUUCCUGCUCAACCGCAAGAAGACGACAUGGAAGAGGAAGAGGAGGAGGAAGAGGACGACGAUGACGAUUUCAAUAUCAUCACCGAAGCCCCUGCAGAUGCACCUGCUCCAGAAAUCUCCCACCCACGACAUGCAAGCUUGAGGCAAGAAUCUCAGCGACCAUCCUCAGCCGACUCAUCGGUCAUCUCCAAACCCGCCACCCCUUCUGUCAUUCCCCGCAACGAUGCUCCAAGUCCUCUCCCUGGCACCGGCGAUGCCGCAAAGCCUCUAGUGCCCCAAAACCAGAAGCCUGGGUCCGAAUACCCUGCCAUUCACACAUCUAAAAUUGAUGUCAAUGCCAACCCUGUACACCCCUCGACAGGGAAGACCAUUAUGGCGACGGAUAUGGACGCGGAUUUCCCAGCAGACGACAAGCCCUGGCGCCGGCCAGGAUCUGAUAUCUCGGAUUAUUUCAACUACGGCUUUGACGAAUUCACCUGGGUUAGCUAUUGCCUGAAACAGCAGGAGGUGCGCAAGGAAGUUAGUGACCAGAAGCGACAAAUGGAUGAUAUGCAGUCAUUUUUAGGCAUGGGGAUGCCGCCAAUGCCCGGUGGUCCUCCAGUUCCUGCCCCCGGCAGCGGCCCUCCUGCCAUGCCCGCCAUGCCCGCCAUGCCUGGCAUGCCGGACAUGUCGCAAGAUAUGAUGCAGGGUAUGCUGGCAACCAUGAUGGCUCAGGGCAUGGAUCCGGCGAACAUGGACCCCAUGACGUUCAUGCAAAGUGCACAGGCCAUGAUGGGUGGACAGCCUGGCGGGACUCCGACCCCCCAGCAAGGGUUCCCCGGGCAGCCCCCGAACCAAGGGUUCGGUCAAGGUGGACAGCAGCAGAUGGGAUAUGGAGGCGGAGGAUACGACCAACGGGGCAACUAUGGAGGGCGUGGGCGGGGAAGGCGUUGGUAG
This is a messenger RNA of Penicillium chermesinum, 1020 nucleotides long. It is a transcript of the gene fip1, whose product is annotated as cleavage polyadenylation factor subunit FIP1. Gene Ontology annotation, molecular function: RNA binding. NCBI's taxonomy places the organism in Eukaryota, Fungi, Ascomycota, Eurotiomycetes, Eurotiales, Aspergillaceae. The record is from RefSeq and is a predicted model, not a curated record. The coding region runs from base 1 to 1020 and encodes 339 amino acids. The transcript is spliced from 3 exons. Gene Ontology annotation, cellular component: mRNA cleavage and polyadenylation specificity factor complex.